This is a messenger RNA of Lotus japonicus, 1489 nucleotides long. RefSeq names its product glycine-rich cell wall structural protein-like. The coding region runs from base 84 to 1286 and encodes 400 amino acids. Lineage: Eukaryota; Viridiplantae; Streptophyta; Magnoliopsida; Fabales; Fabaceae. The record is from RefSeq and is a predicted model, not a curated record. The transcript has a single exon.
AAUACCUCUUCACGCUUAUGCAUAUUCAUUCCAACAAUAACUAGUGUGUCGAAGAGUAGUGUCAGAGAGAGUUGAUAUUCAAAAUGUUACUAGGGGACAAAAGGGUUGCUUUGGUGUUAUUGCUUUGUGCUCAUGUAUUUGUGGCCGGUGUGGUUGCAAGGAGCGUGAAAAAUGAUGAGGAAGAAAAGAAUGUAGGGUUUGGGAAGGGAGGUGGGUUCGGUGGUGGAUUUGGUGGGGGAGCCGGUGGUGGUGGUGGAUUCGGAGGUGGAGGCGGAGGUGGUUUUGGAGGAGGUGCAGGUGGUGGAGCAGGGUUUGGUGGUGGUGCUGGUGGAGGCCAUGGAGUAGGAGGGGGUGUUGGUGGUGGAGGAGGUGCAGGUGGUGGAGGAGGGCUUGGUGGUGGGAUAGGUAAAGGUGGUGGACUUGGUGGUGGUGGUGGUUUUGGAAAAGGAGGAGGACUUGGAGGUGGUGCUGGUGGAGGGAUAGGUAAAGGUGGAGGACUUGGAGGAGGUCAUGGUGGUGGGCUAGGUGGUGGUGGUGGCUAUGGAAAGGGUGGCGGCGUUGGUGGUGGAAUUGGCAAGGGUGGUGGCCUUGGAGGAGGUGCGGGUGGUGGCUUUGGAAAGGGUGGUGGUGGUGGAAUUGGCAAAGGUGGGGGUCUAGGAGGUGGUCAUGGUGGUGGUGUUGGGGGUGGAAUUGGUAAAGGUGGAGGUGGAGGUUUUGGUGGUGGUGUUGGAGGUGGUCACGGCGGCGGCAUUGGUGGUGGGAUUGGUAAAGGUGGAGGCUUAGGUGGUGGUCAUGGUGGAGGCCUUGGCGGUGGUGGUGGAAUUGGUGGCGGUCAUGGUGGCGGCGUUGGUGGUGGAAUUGGUAAAGGUGGAGGCCUUGGUGGUGGUGGUGGAAUUGGUGGCGGUCAUGGUGGCGGCAUUGGUGGUGGAAUUGGUAAAGGUGGAGGCCUUGGUGGCGGUCAGGGUGGCGGCAUUGGAGGAGGAAUUGGCAAAGGUGGAGGUUUGGGUGGUGGAGUGGGAGGUGGUCAUGGUGGUGGUAUUGGUGGGGGCUACGGGAAAGGUGGUGGCAUUGGAGGAGGAAUUGGCAAAGGUGGAGGUUUUGGUGGUGGUGUAGGAGGAGGCGGCGGUACCGGUGGUGGCUUUGGAGGAGGUUCAGGUGGUGGCUUUGGAGGAGGCUCAGGUGGUGGAUUUGGUGGAGGAGCAGGAGGCGGGUUUGGUGGAGGUGCUGGUGGUGGCGGUGGAUUUGGUGGUGGAGGAGGCGGAGGCGGUGGAAUUGGACACCAUUGAGCUUCCCCAACGUUGCAUGCAUGAAACCCAUGAUUAUAGCCUCAUACCAUUUCAUUGCACUUGAUUUAGCUCUGGUUUUGUGAAAAAUAUGUACGAGUACUAUAAGAAGAGAUAUAUUAAUCUUGAAUAAUGUUCGUCAUAAUAUUAAUGUAAUUUGUUUUCUCUUUACAUUGAAUGAAAGAAAUUGAGAUAUUAUUCUACUA